UAAAUUUGUUAUCGUUGCAGCCGGAUCCUUUGACAAAUGCACUAGAAUACCGAUACUCCUGCUCCUACAGCGGCUUGUGAGAAGUACACUCUCUGUUUGCCCUCCUAGGCUUCAACGCCAACGACUCAAAUGGAAUCUACUGUCUUAAAUACGUAUCUACAUGGCAAUAAUACAAACAAUUAAAAAGUAGUAUAAAAAAUCCCAGCGUCCAGUACGGCACUAUAAAGCACCUGCGCUAUCGAUAGUAAAGUCGCGUCACGCAUGCCCAUCAAUGUUCAGCCUACGUCAGCCACCCGACCUCCAAACGUCGCCUUUCCAUAUUCACAGCGACCAUGAGUGAUCCGAAGUAUACGGUAUACGUUCGAGUUCCUAUUCCAAGAGGAGAUUUUGUUGACCCUCCUCCGGUUAACUGGGACUCAUCCAAAGACGACGACUUAUGGCGUCUCUUAUCCAGUGCUGGACAGCAAGAGAUCGAUUGGAAUCAAAUCGCGGACCGGUUCGAUGUUACAGUAGAGUUUCUUCUUCAGCAAGUUGCUUAUCUAACCGAGAGACAUGCUUCUCAGGUUAGGGCGCAGGUUAGAAAAGCGACAGCAGCUGCCAAGGGCUCGAAUGCUCCGUCGCCUGUGCCGACUGCAGAGGCAAUCAACCGUCCUCCUGCCAGUGUUGCAAUGAGCAGAGAUCCAAGCGCUCUCCGAAAUGAAGAAAAUGCGUCAGCGGCAACUCUUGGCUCUGUUAUAAAACCUACAGCAUCCCGUAAUGCAUCUGGUAGCACUAUUACAAAAGAAACUGGUCCUGCAUCUCCCAGAAUCGGCUCGGGGCCUCUCCCGACAAGGAUACCAUCUGAUACUGCACCGAGGCAGCGACUGGGAUCUCUACCGAUAUCAUCACCAUUAGCAUUACCGGACAAUACGGCGCGGAGUCCGUCGCCCGCGGCAUCCGAACAAAGCUCAGACGAAUCAGCAGAAGAGGAAGAUGACUCUGUACCACAAUCCCGCAUUAUUCGACGACCCCCCAGGUUCCAACCAGCAGAAACCGAUUCUGCAUCCAAAGAGGUAGAAGAUGAAGCAGAGCCGGCCUUUCAGCCAUUCCGAUCAACUAGUGAUCAUAAUGCCGCACAGGAUCUGGCCUCCACCUUGCGCGAGGAAGGUCGAGCUGGUGCUAGGAGAGGAUCAAGAGCGCCUGGACAGGCAGCCGACAAGCAACCCCAAAGGGUCGAUUCCUUUGGACAAUCGAAUAGCUCAAGCAAAGGGCCCGUACGAAAUUUGGACGCAAGUGGCGGGCCAGCAAUCUCCCCAAGAAGAAAAGCAGAUAUGGCCAGCAAUAGCCCAUCCAAUAGAAGCAAGGGCCAAUCUCAAGACGGAAGCGAAGGCACACCAAGCAUGGGUAGUAGCUUCAGCGAUCUUGAUGGUAAUAUCGCUCCUUUCUAAGUAUUUAACCAACGCUAACACGAAAACAGAUGCCUCCGUUACACAGUCAGCUCUGGAAGAAGCACUGGCAAGCCAUCUAAAGGGUGGUGCCUCAAGUCGGUUUAGUAUAAGCCAGGCCUUUCGCAGUCGAUACACGCCAAAUCCAAAUAAUUAGGCGUACGAAACCAUAAGAUAUUACAGCGAUUGUAUUUUCAAUAACAUAAUUAGCACUGGGUGGCGUUUUGACACAGACUGACGGGUUUUCAUAUUAUUAUAAUGCCUAACCAGCGACAAGCGUGCAAAAAUGAUAUUUCAAUUAUUAUUUACCAAAUUAAUGAAACGUGUGUAAUUGUAUGACUGGGAUUCACCUGUCUUCUCGGCUAUGCACCGUUAUCGGUG
This is a messenger RNA of [Torrubiella] hemipterigena, 1805 nucleotides long. The record is from the annotation of a GenBank genome assembly. Lineage: Eukaryota; Fungi; Ascomycota; Sordariomycetes; Hypocreales; Clavicipitaceae.